AUGUCUGCUGAGGAGCACGAUGUUACCUUCGAGUCCGCCGAUGCCGGCGCGUCUCUCACCUUCCCUAUGCAGUGCUCUGCUCUGCGUAAGAACGGUUUCGUCGUGAUCAAGGGCCGCCCUUGCAAGAUUAUCGACAUGUCCACCUCCAAGACCGGCAAGCACGGUCACGCCAAGGUCCACCUUGUCGCUACCGAUAUCUUCACUGGCAAGAAGUACGAAGAUCUCUCCCCCUCUACCCACAACAUGGACGUCCCCAACGUCUCUCGUCGUGAGUACCAGCUCCUUGAUAUCUCCGACGACGGUUUCCUCUCCCUCAUGAACGACGACGGCGACACCAAGGAUGAUGUUCGUAUGCCCGACGGUGAGAUCGGUGACAAGAUCAAGAAGCUUUUCACUGAGGAUGAGAAGGACACCAACGUCAUCAUUCUUACCUCCAUGGGCGAGCAGGCUGCUGUUGAGGCCAAGGAGGCUCCCAAGGGUGCUUAA
Messenger RNA from Cordyceps fumosorosea ARSEF 2679, 486 nucleotides. RefSeq names its product Translation elongation factor, IF5A. Gene Ontology annotation, molecular function: translation elongation factor activity; ribosome binding; RNA binding. The transcript is spliced from 4 exons. Gene Ontology annotation, biological process: positive regulation of translational elongation; positive regulation of translational termination. Lineage: Eukaryota; Fungi; Ascomycota; Sordariomycetes; Hypocreales; Cordycipitaceae. The coding region runs from base 1 to 486 and encodes 161 amino acids. The record is from RefSeq and is a predicted model, not a curated record.